Artibeus jamaicensis (Jamaican fruit-eating bat) is the source of this 3008-nucleotide messenger RNA. It is a transcript of the gene FUT7, whose product is annotated as fucosyltransferase 7. The record is from RefSeq and is a predicted model, not a curated record. Gene Ontology annotation, molecular function: alpha-(1->3)-fucosyltransferase activity. Bases 1374 to 2408 code for a protein of 344 amino acids. The transcript is spliced from 3 exons. Lineage: Eukaryota; Metazoa; Chordata; Mammalia; Chiroptera; Phyllostomidae. Gene Ontology annotation, cellular component: membrane.
CCUGCCAGGGGACCGAUGCCAGGCAGCACCAAAGGCUCGGUGCCACCCGGCCUUCUCCCUAAACACCAGGGCAACUGGAAAAGGCAGGGCUGGUGGCAGCCGUGUGCCCUGUGCAGGCACCGGUGCUGACCAGCAGGGAGCCAGGCCCUUGGGCAGCAGCCCCCCGGGCUGGCCACUUGCUUUCCCAGAGGCCCUGCGGCCCACCCUCCCCUCCUGAGACAUUGCGCAAGGUGCCACCACAGUUCUGAGGCUCUGCCAGGGGCGGGGAGCCUCUGGGGACCAAGUGCCCCCAGAGCCUCCUUCUGGAGUGCCCGUGCCCCCGUGGGUCUACCACUACCUCCCGGUUCCUCCCUGAGAGCAGUGGGGGAGGGCAGGCGGCAGGAGAGGGGGCGGGCGCAGGCCCCCCGGCAAGCAUGGGGCGGCAGUCCUUGGGACAGUUGCUGGUUGCUCUGCUUUUUGUAACAUCUGGCCCCAGCCCCCAAGAUCCCGCCGGGCCUGGGGCCUCCAGAAGGAGAGACUGGGGGGCCCCGACCUGCCCUCCCACGCCCAGGACAAGACGAGAGUCUGGCAGAGGUGGACAGAGCCAACGGCCCCGCGCAGGCGGACGGUGAGGAGCAGGAGGGGCUCGGGGACGAAUGACCACACUGGCUGUGUCUCCAGCUCAGAGGAACCAGAGCAAAAGGGGAAGGAACUGGACCUCCAGGUUGGGACCCAGGCUGCAGGGGGGAGGAGAAGGGCCCUGGAGGCGAGCCUUCCUCUUCCUGACACAGGCGCCAGCCCCCUGCCCCCAUGUCAGGGACACAAGGACGGCUUCCCUUUCCAGCCUGGAAAGCCCCCUCCCUGCUCCCCCCUCAUCCUGAGCUGGGGGCCCGGAGAAUGGGAGCCAGAGCCCCCCCGAGGGAAGCGCUCCCACCCCUCAGACCUGCUGGCAGAAGCUCUGUCCCUCCCACCCAGGACCCUGGGUCUGUGGCAGCCUGGGCUUCUUUGGAUACGUGUCCCGGGAAAAAGGCCCCGAAGCCCACGGGGGCCAGGCCCGGCCUGACGACUGCCCGCUGCGGGCACGUCCAGGGCCUCGGGUGGACAGACACUCCUCCAGCCUCAGGAUGGACCCCCCCGCCCUGGGAAUCUGAAUUCUGGCAUCAGAUGUUCUAGAAGGGCAGGGGUGGGCGGGGUGGCCCCAGGAGGAGCAACGGCAGAAACCUCGGUGCCUGGCAAAGAGCUGAGCGCAGCAGGCCAGCGGGGCGGCGGGCCCAGAGCCCAGCAGGUGCGGCUGAGUGCAGCGAGGAGCCGUGAUUUCGGGCCUCUGCCUGGUGGCUGUGAUUGGAGAGCCCUGGGUGUCUCGGGUGACUGAUUCUGGGAACCGUGGACGGGCCAUGCCGGGCGUGCCUCUGCCCAGAAGCCUCGGGCCGUGGGGGGCCUGGCCCGGGGCGGCCCUGCUCACAGCCCUCUGGAUCCUGUGGCUGCUCCGAGGGGCCCCUGGGGGUGUCCCGGCACCGCAGCGCACUCUCACCAUCCUGAUCUGGCACUGGCCCUUCGCCAGCCGGCCCCCGGAGCUGCCCAGCAACACCUGUGCCAGCUACGGCGUGGCUCACUGCUGCCUGAGCACCAACCGCAGCCUGCUGCCCAGCGCCGACGUUGUGGUCUUCCACCACCGAGAGCUGCAGACCCGGAGGGCCCGCCUGCCCCUGGCUGAGCGGCCGCACGGGCAGCCCUGGGUGUGGGCCUCCAUGGAGUCCCCCAGCCACACGCAGGGCCUCAGCCGUCUCCGAGGCAUCUUCAACUGGGUGCUGAGCUACCGGCGCGACUCGGACAUCUUUGUGCCCUACGGCCGCCUGGAGCCCCGCCAGGGACCCGUGCCCCCACUGCCGGCCAAGAACGGGGUGGCCGCCUGGGUGGUCAGCAACUUCCAGGCGCGGCAGCGGCGCGUGCAGCUGUACCGGCAGCUGGCGCCUCACCUGCCGGUGGACGUGUUUGGCCGAGCCAGCCGGCGGCCACUGUGCACCAACUGCCUGCUGCCCACCGUGGCCCGGUACCUCUUUUACCUGGCCUUUGAGAACUCGCAGCACCCGGACUACAUCACCGAGAAGUUCUGGCACAACGCCCUGGCGGCCGGCGCGGUGCCCGUGGUGCUGGGGCCCCCGAGGGCCACUUACGAGGCCUUCGCACCACCUGACGCCUUUGUGCACGUGGACGACUUCGGCUCCGCCCGAGAGCUGGCCGCCUUCCUCCUGGGCAUGAAUGGCAGCCAGUACCGGCGCUACUUCGCCUGGCGAGACUGGCUCCGUGUGCGGCUGUUCGACGACUGGCGGGAGCGCUUCUGUGCCAUCUGCACCCGCUACCCCCACCUGCCCCGCGACCAGGUCUACCAGGACCUCCAGGGCUGGUUCCAGGGCUGGGUCCAGGCCUGAGCUCUGGCGGGCAGAGCGGAGAGGGGAGGGUGGCUGGGUGCGGGCAGCUGGGUGUUCGGACCAAACCACUGGGCAUCGGCUCCACAGGCAACCAUCAGGCUGACGCAGAGACUGGAAUCAGAGGCCAGGGUGCAAGGAUGAGGGAGGAGGGGGCCAAUCUGGGCAGGCUGCCUGGAGGAGGAGGCUGGUGGGUAUGAGAGCAGGCAUUUGGGGUAGCGGCGAGAACAGCGAGGGAAUUAAUGGGGGUGCGUGCUCUCGAGGUGGAUCGGAGAAGAAAGGUCGCUAAGGCCUUCCUUCCCCACUUGGUCAGGUCUCGGGCAGGUCAAGGCUGCUACACCUUGACCUGGGGGUGUGGGGCUGUGGGGCUGGAGGCAGGGACGGGCCCUGGGAACAUGCCACCCUGUGUGGGGUUUUUUUUGGAAAACCUGCCCCACCCCCGAAGCCUUCUCCGUACCCGGGGCCCCCGGCCCAGGAGGCACUGCUGCACUGCCCACUCGGACCAGCUCUGUGCAGGCCCGGGCAAGCUGAGAGCAAGCCGGGCGGUUCUGGGCUCUUUGCAGUCCACUCAGUGAGGGGCCAUCGGUCAAUAAAGAAACAAAG